AUGGCUAAAGGAAAUCAGACCAUAAACAAUGAGUUUAUCCUCAUGGGAUUUACUGAUCACCCAGAGCUGAAGACCCUUCUGUUUGUGGUAUUCUUUGCCAUCUAUCUGAUCACCAUGGUGGGGAACCUUGGCCUGAUGAUAAUAAUUGCAAAAGAGCAUCGUCUGCACACUCCAAUGUACAUCUUUCUGGGCAACCUCGCUCUUGUGGAUUCUUGCUGUGCCUCUGCCAUUACUCCUAACAUGUUAGGGAACUUAUUUUCUGAAAACAGAAUGGUUUCCCUCUAUGAAUGCAUGGCACAAUUUUAUUUUUUUUGCACUGUUGAAACAGCAGACUGCUUUCUUCUGGCAGCAAUGGCCUAUGAUCGCUAUGUGGCCAUCUGCAAUCCACUGCAGUACCACACCAUGAUGUCAAAGAAACUCUGUGUUCAGAUGACCACAGCAGCCCACAUAGCUGGAAACCUGCAUUCCAUGAUUCAUGUCGGGCUUCUGUUUAGGUUAACUUUCUGUGGCUCUAAUCACAUCAACCACUUUUACUGUGAUAUUCUUCCUUUGUACAGGCUCUCUUGUGUUGACCCUUAUGUCAAUGAACUGGUACUACUUAUCUUUGCAGGCUCAAUUCAAGUCUCUACAAUAGGUAGUGUCUUAAUAUCUUAUCUCUAUAUUCUCUUUACUAUUUUCAGAAUGAAAUCCAAAGAGGGAAGGAUCAAAGCCUUUUCCACCUGUGCAUCCCACAUUCUGUCAGUCUCAUUAUUCUAUGGAUCUCUUAUUUUCAUGUAUAUUAGACCAAAUUUGCUUGAAGAAGGGGAUUAA
Sus scrofa (pig) is the source of this 810-nucleotide messenger RNA. Its product is annotated as olfactory receptor 5K1-like. The record is from RefSeq and is a predicted model, not a curated record. Gene Ontology annotation, molecular function: olfactory receptor activity; G protein-coupled receptor activity. NCBI's taxonomy places the organism in Eukaryota, Metazoa, Chordata, Mammalia, Artiodactyla, Suidae. Gene Ontology annotation, cellular component: membrane. Gene Ontology annotation, biological process: G protein-coupled receptor signaling pathway.